AUGAGACCUGUGCGACAGGCUGGGGGUUUUCUGACUCAACAGGAGCUGCUUCGCUUCCCGCAUAAACUCAUUCGAGACAUCGCCUUUGUCGUCUUCUGCCCGCCGUUACUGCUCUCCUCCGACCAAGUACGCUCCCUUGGCCUUGUAUCCUCCACACCUUCUAAUCUCCCUUCCCGCAGCUGCCGCCUUGCCAGCACCAAGCCGCCAUUUGCUGUGCCUGAGACAAGUGGUGGUCCCACACGUGUUGGCCCACAACUCUUCCUCUCUUCUCCCCCUCUCCUCCCUCUCCCCCAUCUCCCCCUUCUCCCCCCCCUCCCCCCCUCUCCCCCCUCUCCUCCCUCUUCCCCCCUCUCCCCCCUCUCCUCCCUCUUCCCCCCUCUCCCCCCUCUCCUCCCUCUUCCCCCGUCUCCCCCCUCUUUUCCUCUCUCCCCCCUCUGGUUCCGCCUGUUACCAGUGGGGGACCCACACGUCUUCGCCAACAGCUCUUCUUCUCUCUCCCCCCUGUUCCCCCCGUCCCCCGCCCCCACCCCUUACCAUUCCCCCCUGCCAGUUACCAGUGGUGGACCCACACGUCUUCGCCAGAAAUUCGUCCCUCCUAAUGCCCACCACCCUCCCCUACUCCACCUCGUCCGAUCACCAUCCUCAGUACACUAA
This is a messenger RNA of Closterium sp. Naga37s-1, 654 nucleotides long. The record is from the annotation of a GenBank genome assembly. NCBI's taxonomy places the organism in Eukaryota, Viridiplantae, Streptophyta, Zygnematophyceae, Desmidiales, Closteriaceae.